This is a messenger RNA of Humulus lupulus (European hop), 583 nucleotides long. RefSeq names its product ATP synthase small subunit 6, mitochondrial-like. The coding region runs from base 202 to 369 and encodes 55 amino acids. The record is from RefSeq and is a predicted model, not a curated record. Lineage: Eukaryota; Viridiplantae; Streptophyta; Magnoliopsida; Rosales; Cannabaceae. The transcript has 4 exons.
CAGCCCAGAGAGUUGGUAGAGGAAGCUCGGCCCGAAACGGGAUACGGAAAGGAAACCCUAAAAUUAGGUCUCUCUCCUUCUCUCCACUCCUUCACCUUCAGUCCGGCGCAACGCAACCCAUUCGAUCUGCACUUUCUUCUCUCGACGCCUUGUUUCAUUUCGCAGACGUAGCAAGUGUAGAGAGAUUCAAUACCUAAGAAAAUGGCGAAGUUCGACCCAUGGCCGAUAUUUUUCAGGCGAGAAUGGAAGAGGAACUGGCCUUUUCUUGUAGGGUUUGCCGUAACCGGAACAAUCAUCACCAAGUUCUCUCUUGGCCUCACUGAGGAAGAUGCCAAGAAUUCACCCUUUGUUCAGAGGCACAAGAGGUGAUUCUGCAUGCCAGUACCAGUGCCAUCCUUGUCCACUGUGGAUGGAGCUUUUUCUGCAUUUGUUCUGAUGAACUACAAUAACAUAAAGAGGGUUUUUCUUGGAACUCUUGUCUUUUUUUAUAAUGCAUUGUUUUGACUGAAUAACAAAUAUGAAGAAAGACUUUUUUUUUUUGGGGUUAUGGCUGUCUAAUAAUAUUCACUAUUGUUGUGUUGAA